Messenger RNA from Puntigrus tetrazona (Sumatra barb), 5954 nucleotides. RefSeq names its product D4, zinc and double PHD fingers family 1 (gene dpf1). The record is from RefSeq and is a predicted model, not a curated record. Gene Ontology annotation, biological process: nervous system development. The transcript is spliced from 12 exons. Lineage: Eukaryota; Metazoa; Chordata; Actinopteri; Cypriniformes; Cyprinidae. Gene Ontology annotation, cellular component: nBAF complex; nucleus. The coding region runs from base 38 to 1261 and encodes 407 amino acids.
AUUGGCCGGCCGAUCCAGCCGCAGCCCCAGAGAAUGAAUGAAAUUGAAAUUGCUGCUAUAUUACAUGUACAAUACCGGGGAUCUGCAGUCUUACAUUGUAUCAUUCUAUAUCAAAAUGGCCACAGUGGUCCAAAAUCCUCUGAAAUCGCAAUCAAGUGGAACUGUCAUUAAGAACAGUCUUGGUGAGGAGUUUUACCGUGAGGCCAUCGAGCACUGCCGCAGUUAUAAUGCUCGACUUUGUGCUGAACGCUCCAUGCGCCUGCCCUUUCUUGACUCCCAAACAGGCGUAGCACAGAGUAACUGCUACAUAUGGAUGGAGAAGACCCAUCGUGGGCCAGGUGUGGCUCCGGGGCAGCUCUAUACUUAUCCUGCACGCUGUUGGAGAAAGAAGAGACGGUUAAACAUCUUAGAAGAUCCACGUCUCGGACCCAUUGAGUUUAAAAUCGACUAUGAAGCAGCACUAAAGAAAGAAGGGGGUGUUCCUGAGGGUCCUGUUCUGGAGUCACUCCUCAGUGGAGAACUGCUGGAUAAGAAGGUUGAAACAAAAGAGGAGGAACCCAUGAGUGAAUGCCAGAAGCUGCUGGUGGGUGAUUUUCCUCACGAGCUGGACAUGGAUGAGAUGGAGGAGGAUGUUCCCAAACGCAAGAAUCGCACCAAAGGACGGGCAUGUGGCGUUGGGGGGAUGAGAAAGAGACAGGAACCAGCAUCCCUAGAGGAUCGAGACAAGCCAUAUGUGUGUGACAUUUGUGGGAAGCGCUACAAGAACCGUCCAGGUUUGAGUUACCAUUACACUCACACACACCUGGCAGACGAAGAGGGUGAGGAAGACUCCGAACGGCACACACUGCCCUUCCAGCGCAAGAACAACCACAAACCCAAAAAAGCAGCCGAUGGUUCUGUCAUCCCGAACGGCUACUGCGACUUCUGUCUAGGAGGCUCUAAGAAAACAGGCUGUCCUGAAGAUCUAAUUUCCUGUGCGGACUGCGGCCGAUCAGGUCAUCCGUCGUGCCUGCAGUUCACGGUCAACAUGACGGCGGCGGUGAGGACCUACCGCUGGCAGUGCAUCGAGUGCAAGUCCUGCAGCCUGUGCGGAACAUCGGAGAACGAUGAUCAGCUUUUAUUCUGUGAUGAUUGUGACAGAGGGUAUCACAUGUAUUGUCUAAGCCCCCCUAUGUCGGAGCCUCCAGAGGGGAGCUGGAGUUGCCAUCUGUGUCUGCGCCAGCUAAAGGAAAAAGCGUCCGCCUACAUCACACUAACCUAAUCUCCGUGCCCUACUUCACCCUAGCAGUCUCAUCCUACUCUAUCCCAUCAUCACAGAUCCAAAGAGACUCCCCCAGCAUCCACCAGAAGAGAACAUGUUUCAUCCGCCCAAUGCCUGUACGGUGACUGCAAGGAAAACGUAGGGUGCGAUUAACAUUUUUGUACGUCAGUUGGGACUCGAGCAGACCUUUCCUCAACAGUCCCUCCAAAGAGUUCUUUCCUUCAUGGAUCAGAGAGGUCUUCUUCUUGUUUGACUCCAGAUUACGGUGGUUAGACGAGUAGUGCCAAACGGUUUGUCGCUGAGGAGACAUUUUACACGAGUCUGAGGGGGGCGUGUCAGUGGGAGGAGUCUCUGUGACAUCAUUACAUGACGCACCAACCGCAAAAGAGACGAGUGCCACGUGAUCUCACCACAGCUUUCGGUUGGUUUAGCUCUAGUGAGCGAUGGUAUCAGCGUGCCAUUGAUUCUUAGCUGUAUAUUCUUCAGGAGCAGACACCAGCACGUAAUGAGAUCGUGUUUAGUCAUUCAAUUUGGCCUUAUUCUAGCUGUAAUUAGACUUCUGUUGUAGAGAUGAAUGAAUUCUUCAAUAAUUCAUAUCCCUCGAAGGUACAACUUUUGGUUCUUGCGACACAUCACAGUCAAUUUUUUUUUAAAAGGUGAUAUAUCGCUAACGUAGUUUGCGUUAAAAGGAAUAUUCCCGGUUUGAUACAAGUUAAUGGACAGCCUUUGUGGAAUAAUGUUGAUUACCGCAACACUGGUCUCUUGUUUUCUUUAAAAAAAAAAUCGUAGUUAGAGUGAGGGAGAGGUUGGGAUCUGCUGGAUCCAAUGCAAUCUUGUUUAAAAAAUAAAAGAGAAUUAUUUUAUCUCAAGUUAAAAUAACUUUUCUCAGAAUUUCGAGUUUAUAACUCGCAUUUCUGACUCAAAUCUGUACCGCAAUUCUGACUCAAAAAAGUCUGAAUUCUGGGAUUUUUUUUUUUUAUAGUUGUGGAAAUAAGAUUACGUAAACAUAAGCAUUGUCCCGCACACGCCGUCUCUUAUCAAUCAAAUAAAAUCACAUUUAAAGUCAUUUAUAUACAGUAUAUGUGUGUGUGGAAAAGCGAGAGAAAGGGACGAAAUACAAAUAUAUAUUUUUUUGUUGUUUCUAUAGAAUAGAAACAACAAAAAAGAAACGAUUUACAGGUGCAUGGUUGGAUAUUCUCAAUGUUUUUUUAAUUUUUUAUGCCAAACUAUACAGUAAAUUCUAUUUCCUGCUGCGACGAUUGAAACAAGUUCUUAACACAAAAGUCUGGCACUUCAGAUCUGAGAGCGCUGUGUGUGUGGGAAUUGGAAAAAAAUAGGCUAUGACACUUAAACGAGACUGAAAAAUCUGCGUCGACCUCUUACCGCGGGCUUUAGCGGACACGAGCGGAACAAAACAUGAAGUUGUAGGCGUCAACAAGACAAAAUGUAACAUAUCACUGAGGGAGCAGGACUGAAGAAUCCAUCCCACCCAGACCUCUGCACUUCACAAGCACUGCAUUUUGAUUCUGCUUGACCUCAGAUUAUGGAAGAUCUGUUUAUAUGAACCCCGAAAUGCUUUAAUCACAUAAUUUGUUUACAUGCGCAUUAUAUAUAUAUAUAUAUAUAUAUAUAUAUAUAUAUAUAUAUAUAUAUAUAUAUUCCAUGCAAAAAUUCAGCACAUACAGUAUGUGAGGCACAUUUGCUGCGUAUGAGAAAGCCACUGCGUUAAUGUCAAUUCAAUAUGAUUGAAAUUUCAUUCGGAUUGAUGGAGUUGUUUACAUGAAAGCUUUUCAGUCCGAUUGAGCCAUCAAUCCGUUUUUAAAUGGAUUACUUGAAUACGUUCAAUGUAGCUAGUGAGGCACUUACAAUAACCAAACUGUAUUUAAAUACUUUUUUUAUAAAGUACAGCCAGAAGACACAAACAGUAUGUGUUAACAUGAUUUCUGUGUGAAAAACACUUACUGACCUUUUCUGUGAAGUUACGUCCAAUUUUAUAACUUUGUUGCCAUGACAACAUCAGCCUAAAACAACCAUAAAAAUGAUGAGAACAACAGUUUUAACAGACAUUUUAACUGCAAAAGUAGUGUAAGUGGUUUUAUAAUAAUGCAAGUUUCACAUUUGUGCUUUUAAAUGACCAAAAAAUCGUCCACAUUAUACCCCCCCACCCCUCUUUAUUAUUGCACAUUUUACAGGGACCAGUAGAAAUGACUUCUGUGGUAAUCAACGUAACUUGUAUUGAAUCCGGAAAAUUCCAGAAUAUCGGUCACUUUUAGGGAAGACUUAAUGCUGCAAGCUGUUUUCGUAAGUAUAGAUCCCUUUAUUAGGAAGGCCUGAGGUGCAUGUCUACAAGCCAGAGUAAAAUUUGCUCUGUGUGAAAAAAAAAAAAAGAAAAGCAGACGCAGAUUUCAAAAAUCUGCUGAUUUAUUCCGUACUUCCAACAUGACCCCCACCUUCUCUUCCUAUUCUGAACAAGCCAACAUAAAAUUCCCUCUCAGCCAGGGUGCGUUUCUAAGAGUGUAUAUUUAUCGGGCAACGUCUGUCCUUGUUUUAAAAACAGGGCGUUAAAUGUUCGAUUGUUCUCUUUUUUUAUGAUGACUUGCUUGCAUGUUGUAAUAGUAUCGUUUUUAAAUCAUUUAAGGACAAAAAAUCGAAGAAAGCACACUUAAUCUGCAAUAAUGUUUUUGUGUUUGUGACCCUCUCUGGGGAAGUUGCGUCUGUAUGUAUGUGCGCUUUAAAACUCUCGUGGAACUUUGAACCUGUAAACGGCAGAAUGAAAGUGGGCGGAGACUGCAGCGGGGCGGGGCGUAUCGAAAAACGGGGAGGGGUUUCUGACAUUCUGACGAUUUCAGAUGCCAUCGAUUUUGAUUUCCUGGACAAACUGAAGACCAGCUUUGGAGACUCUGGGUUUUUUGGUUUUUUUUUUUUUUCCACGGUCUCUUUGGAGGGCCAUUUUUCCUUUUUUGUGACAAGAAAAUUGUGCGCCUCUUUUGUAGAAUGAGCUCUUUACUAUCUGUAAGUCUGCUUUGUGUUCUGAGACUUGCUACUGCAGCCUGCUUAAAAGAAGAAAAAAUGUCAAGCUAAAUCCAGAGGAGUGUUACGGGGACGGCAGCAUGUGUGUGCGUGUGUGCGAUUGUGCUGAGGUGACUGUUUUGAACCCAAAGUCCCCUCUUAUCCGUGGCCUAACUGAAAAGACUGCCUGCCAUUUUCUCUACACCGAGUCCUUGAGCUUUAAGUUGCGAGACGUUUGCUGUAAAUAGAUAAGUGCUCUGUCUUUCCAGAAUCAGUCCAUGUUAUAGACUCAAGUGAAAUGUUCCAUGUGCUGUAAUGCAUCAAAAUGUGAAAGCAGCUUUUUCUACGCUGCCGGUGGAAUAUUAAUCCAUGUUAUUGGGUUAUUUCUAUUUUUGUAUAAUUUUCCAGUUUAUGGUUUUAAUGAGCGCUACGCCAUUGGCAACUCUGAUGCCAGAUAUGUAAAUCUUUUCGAUUCUUUUUCAAAGAGCUGUAGAAAUGUUUCGUCUUCGGUAGAAAUAGUCUUGAUUUCACAUUUUGAUAGAUCGACUUCUCUGUUCAGCCAACCCCUCGUUGUUCUUUUUUGUACUUAGGACUAUUUUGCACAGUCUGUGUGAUUUUAUUGGAUGAGGGCACUAUUGGAGAGUUUUGAUAAUAAAAUCAAAGCAGUUAGACCCGAGAUGAAAUUACGGACACAUUUUGCAUGUGCUGGUAUCGAUUACGGACAAUAAAUACACAUGUAAUGUGUCGAUUCUUUCCCUCUCGGUUCCUGAAGCCAAAACACUGUGGCUCUGUGGCGUUUUCAAAACGUUGCUAUGUUUGUUUGGGUGGCCCAGCAUAGCAACACUGGCUCAACCAAUAGCAAGAGUUUGGAGGCAGAGCUGUCUGUAUGUGUGACCAAUGGCAGAUGGAAGGGCUUCUAAAAGUCUUUUGAAAUCCUUUUUGCAGUUCCAGUGGCGCACAAAUUACUUUUAAAAGUGUUAAGGGGGAAAAAACGUCAUGAUUUGUCUGCCUUGGUGAGAUUUUUGGUUAGAAACUAACCUUUAUGUUCUGUAGUAUUUUCAAACGAUUGUCAAGCUAAAAGAGGGGCCGUGAUCGGUUUGUACCAAAAUAUGUUUUAGUCCGCAAGCCUUUAUUGAUGAGGGGCGGAGUCAUAACGAUGUGAUUGUAUUCUUAGUGAUGUGAGAGUAUGAGUGGCAUUAUGGGUACACAGCACUUAACCAGAUCAUUAAAAUGGUGAGCAACCACAUUUCCGUUUCAACGUGGACCGCUGCGUCCUCUCUCCGUCCGGCUUCGGUUGAGAUCUGUGCUCUUUUCGUCUUUAUUGUCUCGCUGAUUUUGCAGGGUCUUCUCUACCUGUGUAUUGUUGUGCUGUGAUUUUCGCUUGCAGUCCCCCCCACCCGACACACGAACACAAAAGAUACUCUUGUGCGAGAGGACGCGUGAGUGUUUUCCUUUCUUGUAACUGUCCAUAGAAAAAUAAAACAGACGUAUGGAGAAAAGAAGCGUGUUCUGACUCAGGACUGAGUUGUACAUUUGUUUUCAUUGAACUUGAAAUGGGUGCUCCUCGUGGAGCUGAGCGGCUCUGAUGACUGCUGCUCAGUGAUCCAUUUUAAAGAAUGUCCUUUCUUUUGUUUCUGUCCAUUUUGACAAGCAGGAAAUAAAAAAAAAAAAAAAAGUACCAUUA